Molecule: messenger RNA, 1362 nt
Organism: Penicilliopsis zonata CBS 506.65
Lineage: Eukaryota; Fungi; Ascomycota; Eurotiomycetes; Eurotiales; Aspergillaceae
Exons: 1
Coding region: 175-1260 (361 amino acids)
Molecular function (GO): nitronate monooxygenase activity
Source: RefSeq, a predicted model, not a curated record
AACACGAGAACUACAAUUAUAAGAGUUCUUGAUUCGAAUUCUACAAUCAGUUACUGAUUGAGGACUCCAUUUCUAUAUUUUUUAAUACUGCGUACUGGUUACGAAUAGUGAAGCCACAGAAUCAAAGGGCAGAGAUCCAAGUCAAGGCGUGUCUUCAAAAGAAAGAAAGAAAAAAUGUCGCAAAUAAAGAACCUCACCCGCAAGCUGUCUGCCGCCUAUCCAUGGACAUCCACGCCCCUGAUUGUCGGUGCGCCGAUGCGGAUCAUGUCCGGCCCAGCGUUGGCGGUUGCCGUGUCGCGCGCUGGCGGGUUGGGAUUCAUCGGGCCCUCUGCCAAGACCAAGGACACGUUUGGCGACCUGGAGGAAGCCCGGUCGCGGAUUGAAGCGGACAGAGCAAACGCACGCCUGGCAAGACAUCUGUCGGAGAGCGGCCAUCUUCCGGUCGGGGUGGGAUUCCAGCUCUGGAACGAUGAUGCCGAGACGGCCGUCUCGGCGAUCGAAGAAUACAAGCCCUGCGCGACGUGGCUGUUUGCUCCACGCGAGGAGGAGAUAGAGAAGGGCCAACGCGAAUUCGACAGCUGGACAGAACAUAUCCGGCGAGUCUCGUCGCAGACGAAAAUCUGGGUCCAGAUCGGGACUCUCGCGGAGGCGAAAGCCCUCCUCGCCAGCCGGUCCGCUCCCGAUGUGGUGGUGGUGCAAGGGGCCGAGGCCGGGGGACAUGGCCGCGCGAAAGACGGACUAGGUCUUGUAAGCCUGUUGCCUGAGAUGGCGGACGCGUUUCACGCACGGGAGGAUAUCGCUCUCGUCGGGGCGGGGGGGGUCGCCGACGCACGAGGCGCCGCGGCGGUGUUAUGUCUCGGUGCGUCCGGGGUGGCGAUGGGGACUCGGUUCCUGGCUGCCAGCGAGGCACGGAUUAGCAAAGGGUAUCAAGACGAGGUGGUUCGAGCUACUGACGGGGCGGCCAACACCACAAGAACGACGCUGUACAACCAGCUGCGCGGGACGGUGGGCUGGCCCGACUGCUUCUCUCCACGCACGAUCACGAAUCGAAGCUGGUCUGACUAUCUGGCGGGCGUGCCCUUUGCAGAGCUGAAGAAGAGACACGACGAGGCAGCCAAGGCUGGGGAUCAGGGCUGGGGACCAGAAGGGCGACUGGCUACAUAUGCUGGAGCUUCCAUUGGGCUGGUUAGGGAGGUCAAAGGGGCAGAUGAAAUAGUAGAAGAGGUUCAAGAGGGAGUUUGCCAGUCUCUAGAUCUAUAGUCCAGAUCUAUAAUCUUUCAGCUCUUUAUUUGAUAUUGCUGUAGAAGGGAAUCUUUUGUAUUACCUUCUGACCAGAGUAAGGAAUCUACUCUACCAUAACAC